AUGAGCGAGCAAACAUUAAGGCCUGUCACUAUUAGACAAAUAAAGGGUGGCGAAGUACCUCAGGCAGAAGGUAUUAUCAAGAUAGAUGGUGCUGAUUGUACUCAGGUUACGUUUGUUGGAAUUAUUCGUAAUAUCAGUGAACAACAAAUGAAUGUUAUCUACACAAUUGAGGACGGCACAGGCUCAACUGAUGUUAGAAAAUGGAUCGAACAAAAUGAAACUGAGAUCGAGGCAGAUGAACGUCGAAGCUUAGUGCGUGAUAUCUAUGUGAGAGUUUAUGGUAGAUUAGCCUAUUUCCAUAACCGAAUAACUGUCGCAGCAUUUGCUAUUCGACCCAUCACUGACUAUAAUGAAAUCACACAUCACUACCUGGAAGCUAUUUAUGUGCACUUGACAUUCACCAAACCUAGCAAGAAAAACUCGUUAUUUGUUGAAACCUCAAAUAACAAAGGAAAUGUCAUUGAAGAUCGUAUUAUGGGAGUCAUGAAAGAAAACUCACAUCUUACAGAAGGAGUAACGCUCGAUUUCAUUAUUGAAAAAUUAAAAACCAUGCAUACUGAAGCUGAGAUACGACAAGCCAUGCAGCAUAUUGAAAAUGAAGGACAGGUCUAUAAUACAAUUGAUGAAUAUCACUUUAAGCCAUGUGUGGAUUAA
Rhizopus microsporus ATCC 52813 is the source of this 654-nucleotide messenger RNA. RefSeq names its product nucleic acid-binding protein. The transcript has 3 exons. Bases 1 to 654 code for a protein of 217 amino acids. Gene Ontology annotation, biological process: DNA replication; nucleotide-excision repair; double-strand break repair via homologous recombination. Lineage: Eukaryota; Fungi; Mucoromycota; Mucoromycetes; Mucorales; Rhizopodaceae. The record is from RefSeq and is a predicted model, not a curated record. Gene Ontology annotation, cellular component: DNA replication factor A complex; site of double-strand break; chromosome, telomeric region.